AUGUUAGAAAAACUAUUCAAAGACAAAGUCGCCAUUAUCACAGGCGGCUCUCGCGGCCUUGGUGCGGCUAUUGCUCAAGACCUAGCCAGCAGAGGCGCCAACGUCCUCAUCACAUAUAACUCGGCCAAGGAUGAUGCAGAAAUCAUUGCCCACAAAAUCACGAAACUGGGACGCGAAGCAGUUAUAGUGCAAGGAAACGGUACCGAUCGCUCUGCCCCCGAGAGAAUUGUGGCCACUGCAGUACAAAAAUGGGGACAUAUUGACAUCAUCAUCAACAACGCUGGUGCGGGAGACGAUGCGCUGCUCGAGGACUUGACUCAUGAACUAUGGGAUAAGCUAUACGAUACUAAUGUCCGUUUGCCAACGUUUUUGGUCAAGGCAGCGUUGCCAUAUUUUGGCCCUGCACCACGUAUCGUCAACAUAUCAAGUGUUGCAGCCAGGGCUGGAACAAGUUACAUGUCCGCGUAUGCUUCUUCCAAGGCCGCACUAGAGGGAAUUACUCGGGUGUGGGCGCAUGAACUUGGCCAAAAGUAUAACGCAACUGUUAAUUGUGUCAAUCCAGGCCCAAUUGCUACGGACAUGUGGCUGAGGGACACUGAUGCUGCUAUUUUGGCUGAGUGGGACGAAAGGAUGAAGGAGACUCCGGCGGGUGCGCGGAUUGCCACGGUUGAUGACAUAGUUCCAAUAGUGGCCUUUUUGAGUCAUGAGAGUAGCAGAUGGAGUACGGGAAGCGUGGUCAAUGCUAAUGGCGGGCUUAUAUUUGUCUAG
Pochonia chlamydosporia 170 is the source of this 768-nucleotide messenger RNA. Its product is annotated as gluconate 5-dehydrogenase. Bases 1 to 768 code for a protein of 255 amino acids. The record is from RefSeq and is a predicted model, not a curated record. NCBI's taxonomy places the organism in Eukaryota, Fungi, Ascomycota, Sordariomycetes, Hypocreales, Clavicipitaceae. The transcript has a single exon. Gene Ontology annotation, molecular function: oxidoreductase activity.